This is a messenger RNA of Bursaphelenchus okinawaensis, 3417 nucleotides long. The record is from the annotation of a GenBank genome assembly. NCBI's taxonomy places the organism in Eukaryota, Metazoa, Nematoda, Chromadorea, Rhabditida, Aphelenchoididae.
AUGGGUAAAAUUUUGGUGGUCGGGUUAUGUUGUAUUGAUGUGGUAAAUUAUGUUCAGAUUUAUCCAAAAGAGGACUCGGAUACUCGAGUAUUUGAGAUGGAAACGGUACUGGGUGGGAAUGCAGCUAACAAUUGCACUGUGCUGAAACAGAUAGCUCCUGAAGACACCGUGCUUUGUGCUGCAUUACCAGAAAAUGACGCUACACUUAAAGAGUAAGUUUAUAUAUGUUUUUGUAGGAUUUGAAAUUGUCUGAUUGGUCAAAAUAUUAUGUUAGGGCGUAGUUGUUAAUUCAAGGCCUAUCAUACUGCAAAAUGCACAAUUUUCAAUUCAAAAAAUAACUACUUAAAUAAUUUGCAAAAAAAACGUUUUGCCUAGAAUAUGAAAUGAUGCUUUUUGUUACCUAAAACUUUAUAGACUAAUUGAUUAUUACAUAAACUUUUUAAAUUAGAAGUAAAACAAACUUUAUACAAAACAAAUUUUUUGAUCUCCAACUUUCAAUCACAUAAAUCAUUAAUAAUCAAAUAUGUUUUCAAAAAUAUCAACUUCAACUUUGCAUAACUUUCGUAGGCCGCAAAUCUUAAGAACCGCCAAAAAUUCCCUUUUGAAUUUCAAUUGCACCGUGCAUAAUAAAAUUCUCUCUCGCAAAGCCUCUUUUGAGAUCAAAAAAUUUUUGACAAAUUUGGAGCUCGGAAAAUCACAAAAAUCGGGCCAUUUUGCUUUCCUCUAACCUUCUCUGAUCACCCUCGUAUGUCGCUCUCUUUGUUGUCGUAGGACUAGCUCUCUUGUUUUUUACUGUCGCGCAAUGUCUUUUAGAGGUCAAUUCCUUUCUAUGCCUGUCUCUUCAAAGCGCAUGAUCUUUCUCUUCCCCGAUAAUUUGCACUGUGCAAACUAAAUUUUUGUUGAUUGCACUGUGCAGACCAAAGUUUGGUCGUCAAAAUUUCUUUCCGAAGAUCAGAGGAUUUUUGACAAAUUUGGAGCUCCGAAAAUCUCAAAAAUCUGAACAUUUUUGUUUUUCUCUAACCUUAUCCGAUCACCCUCGUAUGUCGCAACACUAUCUCUGUUGUCGCAAACCUUCCUCUCUUGCAGUUUGCAGUUGCGCAAUCACUUUUCGCAGACCCUCUCUUUCUCUCCCUCAUCUCCUCAUGUCGCGUUAUCUCUCCUUUCUCAAUUUGAUUGCACUGUGCAGAGUUUUGGCCCAAAUUCUCGAUUUUUUUCUCUUUCGAUUUUCUGCAAAAAUCGAGAAAAUUUGGAAAAGGAUUUUUUUCGACCAAACUUGGGUUUGCACCGUGCAAUCAAACAGGGAAGAAAGGAGAUAAAGCGCGAUAUAAAGAGACCGGGAAGAGAAAGGGAGAGGUCGCGAAAGUGAUUGCGCAAAUGUAAACAAGAAGAGAGGUUCGAUCUGCGACAAAGAGAGAUUGUUGCGAUAUGUGAGAGUGGUUAUAGAAGGUCAGAGAAAAAGAAAAAUGGCCUGAAUUUUGAGAUUAUGAGAGCUCCAAAUUUGUCGAAAAUCCUUCGACCUUCGAAAGCGGAUUUUUGACGACCAAGCUGUCGUCUGCACGGUGCAAUCAACAAAAAGUUGGCUUGCACAGUGCAAAUUAUCGGGGAAAAGAGAGUGCACUUUUAAGAGACGGACAUAGAAAGGAAAUGUUCGGAGAAAUACAUUGCGCGACAGUACAAAAGAAGAGACCCAGAGCUGCGAUGACUGGCGAUCGUUGCGACAUGAGAGGGUUGUUAAAGGUUAGAGAAAAACAAAAAUGGCCCAAUUUUUGAGAUUUUGGGACCUCCAAAUUUGUCAAAAAUUCUUCGACCUUCGAAAGGAGAUUUUCGCGAGAAGGGAAAUUAUUUUGCACGGUGCAAUCGAAAUUUAAACAGGAAGUUUGGCGGUUCCUUUUGAUUUGCAGCCUGGGAGGGGUUGCGGAAAAUUGGGGAUGUUAGUUUUUUGGAAAAAUAUUUUCUUUUCGAUGUUCGAAUUGUAUUUUAAGGUUUCAAACUUGAUCUUGAAAAGGAAACUGAUGAUUUGAGAAUAUAAAUUAUGUGUUUUUUUAAGUUUUAGGUAACAAAUAAUUUUUAUUUUUAUUUUAGGUAACAAGAAUUAUUUUUGUAAUCAAGUGAUAAUUCUUGUAAGUUAAGGUGAAAAAUACUUUUCAUGUGAAUUUAGGUUACAAAAAUCUUUUUUUGGUUUCUUUGGCAAUUAUGUGAUUUUUAAUAGUUUUGGCUAUUUUAGGUAACAUUUUUAGGAAAAGUUGUGAAAUUUGAUUUGUUUGUUGAAAGGAAGGUUAAAAUGGUUUGUUUGAGAGUUCUACGAAUGAAAAUUUCAAAAAUCUUCAUUUUUUGCGAGAAACCCGUAAUCGUUGAUAUCCCAUUUUAAACCUUUUUUUCAGUUUACUGAAGCAAUACAAAUUGAAAGUCAUUCGUAUAAAACGGCCAAAUUGCCGAGUACCAGUAUCAACAUGUGUCGUCAACAUAAGCAAUGGCAGCCGAACAAUUUUACAUUAUCGUGGAGAUUUACCAGAGAUCAAUGCUGAUGAAUUUGAGGAAACUUUCCCGAAUUUUGAUGAUUUUUCUUGGAUUCAUUUUGAAGGUGAAGGACUUUUUAGGACUAUUUUUGAAAAUGGUACUAAAUAGUACUGAGAUGUUGUAAAUAAUGUUUUUAAAUAAUGAUACGUUUUUGCUUAUUAUUAAUAGUAUAAGGUUUGAUAUAUUUUCCAGGUAGAAACUUCGACCAACUCGCCAAAAUGAUAAGUUACUGUAGGACAAAGAUCGGCCACUCAAAAUGUAAAAUAAGUGUGGAACUGGAAAAGAUACGAGAGUUUGACUGGUAUACAAAGAUCAUUCCACUGGCUGAUGUAAUAUUUAUGUCCAAGGAUUUUUCUCGUAAACUUGGAUUCAAUUCAAUGGAGGAGGCUAUUAAUGGCACUAUCAAAAGGUUUUCACUUCGCGACUCCACCCUUAUUGUGCCUUGGGGUGAAAUGGUAAACAUUUUUUGAAAAAUUUCGUUAGAUUAAAAGUAAAAUGAUGUUUUUUUUAUAUGUCAAACACUUUAUAUUGAAUAUUUUAGUUUACAAUGAAAUUUAUUGUUUUAAAAUGGCGUUUGCGCUAGUUGAAUAAUUUUUGAAUGUAAAUUCGUAUUUUUAUUACUAUUAUGACAUUCUUCUUUAAUCAAGUUUAGUUUCAAUAAAAGAUUACUUCUUUCAGGGUGCGUCAGCUCGUUUAUCAUCAGAAUCCCAAAUACGAUUCUGUCAAGCAUAUAAACCUGAAAAAGUGGUCGACACCUUAGGUGCUGGAGAUUCUUUUAUUGGUUCGGCGUUACACUUCCUUAAUCAAAGAAUGCCUUUACAAGAAGUGCUUGAAAACGCAGUAAAAGUGGCUGGAAUCAAGUGUGGACAAAGUGGCUUGAGAAAUUUGAAUUUAAAAUAG